This is a messenger RNA of Aricia agestis (brown argus), 1218 nucleotides long. RefSeq lists its product as uncharacterized. Lineage: Eukaryota; Metazoa; Arthropoda; Insecta; Lepidoptera; Lycaenidae. The coding region runs from base 225 to 1190 and encodes 321 amino acids. The record is from RefSeq and is a predicted model, not a curated record. The transcript has 7 exons.
CAACCAAAAAUUCGUACGAAAAGCUAUUACUUUUAGAAAGGGACAAACGUAUUUUAAACGUACACUCCCUGUGAGCAGAGUAUUCGUUGGUCUUGCACUUGGAAACAAUUAGGGACUUCAAUAGAAAAACGCACAAUGCACUGAAUAGCAUUUGGCAAAAAAUCACGUUUGCUUGGGGUACCGUUGCACUGCAACAUUCUAAGUUAAGACUUCGGAGGAGCAAUAUGUUGCUACUAGUGCAAUACAUUGAUAGUGAAUUUCCCGACUAUGAUAUCGUUAAUAAGUCACGUUUAUUAAAAAUUAAACAUGAUAAGAAAAAUAUUAAAUUGGUGCGUUCCGAAAGUGAUCAAAGUGUUCACCGUGCGAUUGUUAUACAAGAAUCUGAACAUGAAUUUCGACUAAAAGUUGUUAAGGAUAUGCUUUUAAAACAACACAGAGCUAAACGUGUGCCGAAAAUGGAAUGGAGGAAGAAAGCCGAAGGAGCUGCGAUUACCAAAAUAAGUAGCAGUCGUGUGUGUUACAGUAGCACAGACAGCGAUACGGAUAGUGAGAUUGUAGUAUCCAGCAAAGGCAGAAAAACAAACAGUAUAGAAGUGAAGAACGAAAUAACAAAUUCAAUUAAUUGUUCACCAAUACACGAGGCUCAGUCCGGCUCAGACAGCUGUAUGGAGUUUUCUGGAAGCCCUAGUAUCAAAUCUACUAGUACUCCCUACCCAGGUAUAAAUACAAGUACUUCUACUGUCUCCCAAGUAGAAUGCACUGACCGAGAGGUCCAAACAAGACCAGAUCGAAUGACCAAGAUGCUAGAAGAAAUAGUGACCAAUGGACAGCAAGUUCAAGAAGAGAUGAUAGCAGUUUUAAAAAUGUUUGAAGAGCAUAAGAAUUUUCCUGGGAGCCCGAAUUCCAGCCCAGAAAUACGUCAAAUGCGAAAAAGAAUUACAAAUUCUAAAAAGAACUCACCAGAUUCUUCCGAUAAUUCGAGCGCACAUAAAAAAGUCAUAGUAGAAAAUGCUGAAAGAGUGCGACAAAACAUUUUAAAGGUGCUAAAUAUAUUCAGUGAAUUAGAAUCAUACCCUGUAGCAAAUUUAUAUAAAGAGAAAAAAGAAAAAUACGUAAGCAGUGACGAAAUGGUUUCAGAUCCCGUGGAUGUUACUAGCAACGAUGACGAUUCUGACUAUGUAGUUGAUUAAAAUAAAGUAUUUUAAAGCUCAACAAGAC